Molecule: messenger RNA, 1932 nt
Organism: Colletotrichum destructivum
Lineage: Eukaryota; Fungi; Ascomycota; Sordariomycetes; Glomerellales; Glomerellaceae
Product: Putative cytochrome P450
Exons: 4
Coding region: 164-1627 (487 amino acids)
Molecular function (GO): heme binding; iron ion binding; oxidoreductase activity, acting on paired donors, with incorporation or reduction of molecular oxygen
Source: RefSeq, a predicted model, not a curated record
CUAAUCACGGCAGUCGGCAUCGGAUGAGAAGCAUCAUCCCAUAUAGCUCCAAAUGGGAGUUCCGGCCCCUCUCACGACUGUCAUCUUUAUUUAAAAAGCCACGCUGAGACGUCCUUGUUAGAUCCGAUUCGUUUUGGAGAUUAUAGUCCACCAGUUUGGAGCGAUGUAUAUUAUCAGCCUGCAGACCGUCGGCUACGGCCUUUUGGCCAUCUUUGCCAUCUUUGUCGCCCGAAUCAUCGUCACAGGCAUCACAUGUCCCGUCGGCCACAUCCCGGGACCAUGGCAUACUCGCUUCUCCCACCACGUUCUCAAACUGCAUACCCUCACGGGCCGACGCAUGCACUACGUGCACUCGCUCCACCACCGGUACGGCCCCGUCGUGCGCAUCUCGCCGCUCGAGGUCGCCGUCGCGGACCCCGAGGGCUUCGCCGCCAUCCACAAGAUCGGCGCCGGCUUCCUCAAGGGCCCGUGGUACGCGACAACCGCCGCCGGCGUCGAGCCCGGCAUCUUCUCCAUGGUCGACCCGAAACAGCACGCCGCCCGUCGGAGGCUGUUCGCCCGCGCCUUCACGGGUGCGUCCCUACGCCGGAACUGGGAGCCUGUCGUGCGGGAAAAAGUCGAGAGAGCUGUUGAGCGGAUCAGGACGGACGCCCUGGGCGGCACGGCCGAUGUGCUGAAGUGGUGGACGCUCAUGACGACCGAUGUCAUUGCCCAACUCUCCUUUGGCGAGUCCUUUGAGAUGUUGGAACUGGGCGAGAAAAACGAGUAUAUCAAGGCCCUCGAAUCCAUCUUCGUCAUGAGCUCGAUCCGCGCUGAGCUGCCGCUGCUGUACCGCGUGGCACGUCUCCUCCCGGUCAAGUCGAUUCGGAACAUCCUCGACGCCCAACGCAUUGUUGAUCGCCAUGGCGUCAGAGCAGCGGCGAACCUGCGCCGGAACGGACACUCGGCCAGCCUUUUUGGGAACAUGCUCGCCGAGAGCGAGGCGGGCGAGAAGUCGGACUUGACGGAGGACAAGGUGCAGGCCGAGGCGGGGAACUUCAUCGUGGCCGGAUCGGACACGACGUCGGUCACCCUCACGUACCUGGUCUGGGCCGUGCUCAAGAGACCCGAUCUGCAGGCCAGGCUGGAGGCCGAACUGGCCGGCGUCGAUGACGGAUUCGACGACGCGGCUCUGGAGGAGCUGCCGCUGUUGAACGCCGUCAUCGACGAGACUCUCCGCCUGUACGGGGCGGCUCCGGGGAAUCUGCCUCGGUCCGUCCCCCCGAGCGGAGCUACGCUUGGAGGCUUCUUCGUGCCCGGUGGCGUUGUCGUCGAGACGCAGGCGUACACUCUCCACCGACACUCGAGCGUGUAUCCCAACCCGCAAAACUUCGACGAGACGCGCUUCCUGGACCAGGACCCGCUCUCCAAGCAGAAGACGCGAGUGUUUGCGCCUUUCGGGGCCGGGACCCGCAUCUGCAUCGGCCUACAUCUCGCCCGGAUGGAACUCCGCCUGGCCGCGGCCGUCUUCUUCAGGAAGUGUCGCGGGGUGAGGCUUGAGGAUGACAUGACGGACGACAUGAUGGAGAUGCAAAACUUUUUCCUCAUCAGCCCGGUCGGACAUCGCUGUGACGUGACUCUCAGGUGACGGGGAUGAAGAGGGAGCUUCAUGUACUUGAUACAGCUAGGGGGCGCAUGUCUCGUGUGAAGACGACACUCAUACGUGGGCGUCUACAUUGACCUCGUCUUCAAGCCCAUGUGGAAUGGAUAAGACGACUGCUGGUCAUUCAGUCCUCCUGCAGCAUGUGGCUCGCUUGUAGAUUCUGGGUGUACAAAAUCGAUAGGCGAGGACGCCGAGGAGAUGGCCCAGCUCAGUAGAAGCAGCGGAACUUGCUUCGCGUCAAUCUUUAGUGCAAUUCAGUUUACACUUGUUCAUCUGCUGCGCACGUUAUU